CCUGUCGCUCUUCGUGCGGGCGUGCGGCACACCACCAGAAGAGCGGCCGAGCGGCGCAGAGAAGAGAGAACCAGCCGAGCGGAGCGGCUGCGCUUCCGGAGGGAGGAAGGAGGAUGGAGAAGGCUCUCACCAAGCUCGGCAGCUUCACAAUCUCCCGCAAGGCCAAGCAGGAGCUCUCCGCCAUCGGUGACGACAUCUCCCGUUUUUCGAGCACGGUGGAGGAGAAGGCAAAAUGGGUGUUCGAGAAACUCAAAGGGCACAAGAAGUCGCUCCCUGAUCUACUGCGCGAGCACAACCUCCCUCCAGGUCUCUUCCCUCGUAACAUCAUCUGCUACGAGUACGACGAAUCGACCUCGAAGCUGGUGGUGCACCUGUCCAAGCCCUGCGAGGUGAGCUUCAAGGAUUCCUCCACCGUAAGGUAUGCUCCUCGUGUCAAGGCGACUCUGUCCCGAGGCAAGCUUUCCGGGGUUGAAGGCAUGAAGACCAAGGUGGUGGUAUGGGUGAAGGUGGCCAGCGUGAGCAUCGAGAGCUACAAGUCUGACAAGAUAUGCUUCAUCGCCGGUGUGAAGAAGCUGAGACCGAAGGAUGCUUAUGAGGUCCCUCGUGAAGCCAUCUCUGUCGAGGAGUUCUGAGCUCAACUCAACUCCAUUGGUUUGCCUACGUAGUAUCAUUCAUUCGUAGCAUUUUUCGGGUCCCAUGUGAUCGGCGAUUGAUGUGCUGUGAUUUGGUAGCUUUGUACUGAUAUUGGAAGCAUGUGGAUCUGUUCUGCCUGGCAGAAGAUAACCCGUGCAUGUUAUCUGACGUGACGAGUCCUUCACAUGUGUCCUGGUCCUGGUUCUGCAUUGGCUGCUCCUAGAGUUCACGUGUUCCUGUUUUAUUUUAUAUAUAUGGUAUUGCACUGCAUGUGGUUAGUUGCACGGUGUUGGACACC
This is a messenger RNA of Zea mays, 931 nucleotides long. Its product is annotated as cp protein. The record is from RefSeq and is marked provisional. The transcript is spliced from 3 exons. The coding region runs from base 114 to 632 and encodes 172 amino acids. NCBI's taxonomy places the organism in Eukaryota, Viridiplantae, Streptophyta, Magnoliopsida, Poales, Poaceae.